GCUCCUCUCCCAGACCAGAUCCCGUGAAAACACCGUGAACACGCAUAUACUGCACUAGGACCUAGAAAUCAAUCGCUUUAGCGGCUUUACCAUCUGUGGGAUCAACACUAGCUACUAUAGUCUGAAACCGCGAAGCGUUUAUUUUCCUGUCCCGUCUCAAGCGCGCGCUCGAUUUCAGGUCAGAAGAUCUCCCGGCGUGAGGGAAAGUGGAUUUUACCAACUUAAACAAGGUGAAAACACUACAAAACAAUGUGGAGAUCUCUCCUGCUUCUCCUCUGUCCUCUGCUGCUGUCUCUCUGCCGAGGCGUGUGUUUCGAGUGCCCUGAGAUCUGCAGAUGUUCUCAGAAGAGCAUCACCUGUAACAACGCGACAGAAAACACCAAGAGCAGGACUCACAGACUAGUUUUGAAGUACAUCUCUCUGAGAACCAUCAGCAGUCGCAGUUUCGACCACCUGAAAGGAGUAAAAUCAAUAGAAAUCUCCCAGAGCAUAUCAUUGGAAACCAUAGAGACAGAAGCAUUCAACAGCCUUCUGAAUGUCUCAGAAAUCUCAAUCCAGAACACGCGGAGUCUCAUUCACAUCCACCAGCGGGCUUUCAACCACCUUCCCAAGCUGAGAUACCUGAGCAUUUCCAACACUGGCAUAAGUGUAUUCCCUGACCUGACCUCCAUCUUCUCCCUGGAGCCCUAUUUCAUACUGGAUAUUUGUGAUAACCUCAACCUGCGUUCAGUCCCACCAAAUGCUUUCAGCGGAAUGACGAGUGAAUUCACCACAAUGAAUCUCUUUAACAAUGGAUUUCAAGAAAUAGAAAGCCAUGCAUUUAAUGGAACUAUAAUAGAUAAACUAGUCUUAAAGAACAACAAAGAUCUGCGUUUAAUCCAUGAAGACGCUUUUAAAAAAGCAUUUGGCCCCACUACGCUGGAUGUGUCGUCUACAGCGUUGGAGACACUGCCCUCUCAUGGUCUGGAGUCUGUGUUGAUGCUGGUGGCUCGUUCGGCGUUUGCACUGAAGAGACUGCCUCCUCUGAAGGGACUGAAGAGCCUGAGAGAGGCACAGCUCACGUAUCCCAGCCACUGCUGCGCUCUGCUGAGCUGGGACUCGCACAGGGAGGGUUCUGUUAUUGCUGCAUUGAGAAAUGGAUCAUCAAACUGUGAUGACAACAGCGAACCGGCUAAUCCAUCUGAGAUCGACGCUUCUCCAACGCUGGACGAUCCUCUUGCAUCCGACGUCGCUGGAUCCACGUCGGCUGAAGACACUUUUGGAAACGCGAUCGAGUUCUAUUACCCAGAGCUGGACCUGUGUCAGCGCCGACCAGCCCUGCAGUGCGUCCCCGAGGCGGACGCGUUCAACCCCUGCGAGGACAUCGCCGGCUUCGGCUUCCUGCGAGUGGCCAUCUGGUUCAUCAACGUCCUCGCCAUCGCCGGCAACCUCACGGUCCUGCUCGUGAUAUUCACCAGCCGCUGCAAACUGACCGUCCCGAGAUUCCUCAUGUGCCACCUGGCCUUCGCCGACCUCUGCAUCGGCGUGUAUCUCCUCAUGAUCGCGACCGUGGACCUCAGGACGCGCGGACACUACAGUGAACACGCUAUCGAGUGGCAAACUGGAGUGGGAUGCGGCAUCGCCGGGUUUCUGUCCGUCUUCGGUGGCGAGUUGUCCGUCUACACGUUGUCUAGCAUUACCGUGGAGCGCUGGCACACGAUCACGCACGCUCUCCGACUGGAACGCCGUCUGGGAUUGAGCCACGCUUCCGCGAUCAUGACCGGCGGAUGGUUGCUCUGUCUAGCGUUGGCCCUGCUUCCCUUGAUAGGCGUCAGCAGCUACACUAAGGUCAGCAUGUGUUUGCCGAUGGACAUCGAGACCCCUCUAUCCCAAGCCUACGUCAUGCUCCUCCUGCUGUUCAACGUCAGCGCUUUCCUGGUGAUUUGCGGCUGCUACGUGUGCAUUUACACGGCCGUCCGUAACCCGGAGUUCCCGGGACGCGCCGCGGACGCCAAGAUCGCUAAGCGCAUGGCGGUGCUAAUCUUUACCGAUUUCCUCUGCAUGGCGCCCAUCUCGUUUUUCGCCAUUUCCGCGGCCUUCAAAGUCCCGCUCAUCACGGUGACCAACUCGAAGAUCCUCCUGGUGCUCUUCUACCCCAUCAACUCGUGCGCGAACCCGUUCCUCUACGCCAUCUUCACCAGGGCCUUCAGGAAAGAUGCGUGUGUCCUGCUGAGCUCCAUGGGCUGCUGCGAGAGCAAGGCUAACUUGUAUCGAAUGAAGACGUAUUGCUCGGAGAACAUCAACCGAAGCAAAAGCAGCUCCGGCUCCAAUGCCAACUCCAAAGCCCCUCGCGCCGUCAUGUGGAUGUCCAGCUUUCCUCAUCUAACGCUUCGGCCGCAGGUGCAAAAGGUCUAGCGAAACGGACGCGUUCAGACUCGGCUAAUUUACACACGGUUUCGUUUCUAAGAGACUCGGGGAAGAUGGUACCAUUUUCGUGAGGACUCAUUUUGCGGCUCAUUUUCACUCAAUGACUUACAAGACACACAGGUCUUAUCUCUCUGAGAGAGAAUGUAGCACCCAAAGACGCUGUUGUUAGGGGGUAAAUGCAACAAAAAAAUGCAUUAUUAUGUCACUAGUCUGUGUUUAAGUCAUUUUCAGUAACUCUAUGCAUGCAUUUUCAGUCUUUUGGUGUCUGAAUUAAACCUGAUUAUUGCAUGAUUGCUGUAAAAUCGUUUAAUUAGUCAAUGUAAGGCUUUUUAAUGUGAAAAAGAGUUUCCUUAUUUAAGUUAUAUAACUUAUCACAGAUGUUUAAAGAGCACGUUCCAGAGCGUUUACACCAUGGAAGAGCGCCACUUUGUGGACAAAUCGAAUUAUUGUUCUAAAAACAUUACAAAUGAAGGUCGUUUUUAUUAUUAUUAUUACCAUGUAGUAUUUGAAAUCAAAUAAAAUGAAAGCAAAAUGUAA
This is a messenger RNA of Pimephales promelas (fathead minnow), 2943 nucleotides long. It is a transcript of the gene lhcgr, whose product is annotated as luteinizing hormone/choriogonadotropin receptor. Gene Ontology annotation, molecular function: luteinizing hormone receptor activity; G protein-coupled peptide receptor activity; protein binding. The record is from RefSeq and is a predicted model, not a curated record. Gene Ontology annotation, cellular component: plasma membrane. NCBI's taxonomy places the organism in Eukaryota, Metazoa, Chordata, Actinopteri, Cypriniformes, Leuciscidae. Gene Ontology annotation, biological process: adenylate cyclase-activating G protein-coupled receptor signaling pathway; activation of adenylate cyclase activity; hormone-mediated signaling pathway.